GAAUAAAAAGCUUCAAACACUAUAAUUUUCAUUUUAUAAAUAAGUCCACUAAUUUGUUAAAAUUAUGAUCAAACUAUCUUUGAGUAGCCUACAAUAAAUAAGAUUAUUAGAAUUGUGACUGAAAAUUAUUACAAAUUUCCGUUCGCUUUUAACAAUAUGGCCGCCAGUUGUUUAGGGUAAUGUGGCGUUCGACAAAACUGAGUGAAAUUACUAAAAUAUUUAUUAGUGGAAUAAAGAUGUACAAGAUCUACAGCAUUUUAUAGCAGUGUUUAAUGCAGAGGCAUCCCUUCGUAUUUUUUUAGUUGGUGUAUAAAAUUUUGAAUGCAUAUAAAUCGUCGUCAAAAUUGGACAGUCAACAAACUUUUGUUUAUUUUACUCGAGGCAACUCGUCUGUUCUGGCUGAAAAUACCUGAUUAUGAACCAUCGAUAUUACUCUUGAAAUAGUGGAACAGGGACUGUCGCCGACACAUUAGACUUUGGUUUUUAUGACCGGCUGCAUAUCUGAAAUUAAUCCCUCAGGGGAGAUAGGUUAUGGCAAACUUGAAUUUCCAGCAAGCACCUCGAAGCUUAGCAAGUGGUGGAGUGGGCGGCGUGGGCGGUCGCGUGAGCUCAGGGUUGGUGGGCGGCGUCUCCGGGCAUGUGACGCCGACGUUCGGCGGCGCGCUGUCGCCCGGCCGCGGUUCCACGGCGAUGCCGGGCGGCGCCCCGCCGUCCAUGGCCUCUCGAGCCACACUCUUCGGACAGCGGGCGUUCGCUGAUCGCAGGGUACCGAUGCCGACGACCUUGUCGCAACCUAAUUCUAAUUCUAUGUCGAGUAUGAGCAACUUGUCCCGGUUUAACGCAAGCAACAAUUACCAUUCUGUGUUCGGCGAGGGCGGCGACACGUCAACGCCACCGCUACUGGACCUUAGCGAGUUCCCGUCGUUGACGGCGCGCGGCGCCGGAGACCAGGCGCCCGCAGCCGCUCCACCGCCACCUGGCUCUAAACCUUACGUGGGUAUGGUGAAGCAGCCGACGUCGGAGCAGUCGGAGUUCACGAUGUCGUCGGAGGACUUCCCCGCGCUGCCCGGCACGUCGGCGGGCGCGGCCGGAGCGGCGGCAGCAGCGGCGGCCGCGGGGGGCUCCGGCGGGCCCGCGCCGCCCUCCACCGACCUCGUGCACGUGCCCGACAAGGCGCGCAAGGGCAUACAGACCUCACCUGACGGUAAAGUGACGAAUAUACCAGAGACAAUGAUACCCAAUCAGUUCGGUAUAGUGGGGCUACUGACGUUCAUAAGAGCAGCGGAGUCAGAUCCCAGUCUCGUGUCGUUAGCCCUCGGACAGGACUUGACGGCACUCGGUUUGAAUCUAAAUUCACCGGACAAUCUAUAUUUGACUUUUGCUGGACCUUGGGCGGACACGCCGUGCAGACCACAGGAUAUGGACUACCACGUGCCUCCGGAAUAUUUAAUAAACGGUUCAAUAAGAGAAAAGCUGGCGCCGUUACGACUGAAUCGAUAUAAGGAAGAUCUAUUAUUUUACCUGUUUUAUUGUUUUGUCGGUGACGUGCUGCAAAUUGCGGCUGCGUCGGAACUAUAUAAUCGCGAAUGGCGGUAUCACAUGGAGGAGAAGGUGUGGAUCUCUCAAGCGCCCGGCAUGCCGAUGGUGGAAAAAACAUCGACGUACGAGCGCGGCACCUACUACUUCUUUGAUGCGCAUAAUUGGCGCAAGGUGGCGAAAGAAUUCCACCUGGACUACAGCAAGCUAGAGGGACGGCCGCAGCUGCCGCCGCAUGUGCUCACCUAGCGACUCUCACACACCUAUUGUAGUUUUGUUAUAUAAAAAGUACAAGUUUAA
Molecule: messenger RNA, 1836 nt
Organism: Manduca sexta (tobacco hornworm)
Lineage: Eukaryota; Metazoa; Arthropoda; Insecta; Lepidoptera; Sphingidae
Gene: Rga
Product: regulator of gene activity
Exons: 9
Coding region: 532-1785 (417 amino acids)
Biological process (GO): regulation of stem cell population maintenance; nuclear-transcribed mRNA poly(A) tail shortening; regulation of DNA-templated transcription
Cellular component (GO): P-body; CCR4-NOT core complex
Source: RefSeq, a predicted model, not a curated record